AUGGGCCAGGUCGUCCACAUGAGCACUUGGAGCUCUGCCCCGGACAACCCUAGCCUGCGCGGGUUCUGGUUCCGGAGCUCCGGCGAGCCCAUCCCAAGAAUCGGCGUCAGCAAUCAGCAUACGCCGCCGUCGGCAAAGCCAAUUGGUACCGUGACAGCGAGGGGCCGGAGACGGAGAGGGUUUCAAUGGGGUGGAUGCCUACCCGCCAUGCUGCUUGUGCAGAUUGGCUUCGCCCGUAUGAACCUGCUGUCCAAGAUGUCGCUGGACAACGGCAUGAGCCCCUACGUGCUCAUUGCCUAUAGCAGCCUUAUGGCCGCCGGCUUCCUCGCUCCGUUCGCUCUCUUCUUCGAGAGGAAUAUGUGGAUGCUGAUCAACAAGCAGGUAGCUUUCCAGAUAUUCGUCUCCUCCAUUCUUGGCAUGACCGUGAGCGAGCUCCUCUUCUUCGUGGGCUUCAAGUCCACCAGCCCGACCGUGGCCUGCGCGAUCGGCAACAUGGUCCCAGCGCUGACCUUCGUCCUAGCCGCGGCGCUCUUCUUCGGUAUCGUCGUCUGGGGGAUCACGUUUGCUGUGAUGACAUGGUGCAUUCAGGUGCGGGACCCGCUGUUCGUCUCCAUGUUCAGCCCUGUGGCUCUCGUCGUCGUCGGCCUUCUCGGCUGGGCUUUUCCUUGA
This is a messenger RNA of Lolium rigidum, 669 nucleotides long. RefSeq names its product WAT1-related protein At1g09380-like. Gene Ontology annotation, cellular component: plasma membrane. The transcript is spliced from 5 exons. The record is from RefSeq and is a predicted model, not a curated record. Bases 1 to 669 code for a protein of 222 amino acids. Gene Ontology annotation, molecular function: transmembrane transporter activity. NCBI's taxonomy places the organism in Eukaryota, Viridiplantae, Streptophyta, Magnoliopsida, Poales, Poaceae.